AUGGCGACCUCGGCGGCGGUCCGGUCGAGCAUGGGGCUGACUUUGAGACUUUCUCGAGUUAUACCGGACUGCAGCACCUGUCCUCUAUACAGGUUAAGGAGCUGUGCUAACAGUGCGGCUAAUUUACAAAUGAGGGGCUCCGUUGAUAGUUUUCGGACGAUAAAUCGACAUUUACAGACGAGUAUAGGUCUUUACCACAGCGAGGAGGGGAGCUCCAAUGCCGAGGACCCAGAGGAUGUGGUCAAUGUGGUGUAUGUAGAUCGGUCGGGCCAGAGGAUCCCAGUAAAGGCCAAAGUGGGUGAUAAUGUCCUGUAUCUGGCUCACAAGCAUGGGAUUGAACUUGAAGGAGCCUGUGAGGCAUCACUAGCCUGCUCGACAUGUCAUGUCUAUGUGAGUUCUGCCCAUUUUGUCAAACUGCCAGAACCUGAAGAGAGGGAGGAUGACAUGCUUGACAUGGCGCCCAUGCUUCAGGAGAACUCUCGACUGGGAUGUCAGAUCAUUCUCACUCCAGAGCUUGACGGCAUUGAACUCACUUUGCCGAAAGUCACCAGGAACUUCUACGUAGACGGUCACGUUCCCAAACCUCACUGAGAAGAGCAACAGAUGGUGAUGAGGGGGAUUGGAGGAAAAAUCCGACUGUGUCGCUGUGAGCUGGACACCAUAUGUGCUGGUUGAUGAGGGGGCGACCAUGAAGAGAUGCACGACCAGGAUACUAAAGUCUGUAGCAACUCCCAAGAUGUCUGAUAACUGACAAAUUCUACAGUUAACCAAUAAUGACAGGACAGGCCUUCAGAUGAGAGUGAACACACAGGAGUCUCACUGAAGGUGAACCCAAUGGUUACUUGCAAAACAAAAAAAAAAUUUAACUGAUCAUGUAUUUAUUUCUGUGGAGUGUUCUCAGGCCAGCUUUAAGACACCAUUCAGUCUUACCAGGCUCAUUCGUUGUUGAAACACAACAAUUUAAGAUGCACUGCAGAGCUGAUUUUUUUUUCACAAAGUCAAUCUUUGUGCUGGUAAAUGGAACAUUCCUUGUUACAGCUCAUAUACGCACAAGGACCAGGAGCUGGUGUUAGUCAUUUUGGCCAGUCCAUCAUUAUCACUCACUUGUCAGAUAUUGUAUGCAUUGCAUUUACUUUUUUUAAUAUACCAUGUUCACUUGUAGAUGUGGUGGCUCAUCAAGAAGUAUCCACUGAUUCUAGUUAGCCAUAAACCUCAGAAAAGUUUUCAGAUUUAUUAUAAAGAAGUGUAUUUGUCUAAUGCUUGAAGGUGAGCUUUUAACAAAUGAGAAUUUAACUUUGCAUACACUAUAAACAUUUCAAAAAAGAUGCAGAUGAACAGUGUUUAAAGCACUUCCUCUCUGGUGACUCUCACAAAGGCUUGAUUAGAUGAUCUGGCUCAGCUGUGCUUUGAUCCAGAGCAGGAAGAAGGUGGAAAUGAAUUUGAUUUGAAGCUGGUUAUCUUCAUGUUGCCAUUGAAUGAGUUUGCCACAUUUACCUUUUACUCAAGUCUACUAUACAUGCGCACAAAUGUAAGUGAAUUGUGUACUUCAUGUCUUAGGAAUUACAAAUAUUUAAAGUUGUGCAAUAAAAACAGUUUUAAAGGA
Molecule: messenger RNA, 1603 nt
Organism: Stegastes partitus (bicolor damselfish)
Lineage: Eukaryota; Metazoa; Chordata; Actinopteri; Pomacentridae
Gene: fdx2
Product: ferredoxin 2
Exons: 5
Coding region: 1-591 (196 amino acids)
Biological process (GO): P450-containing electron transport chain
Cellular component (GO): mitochondrion
Molecular function (GO): electron transfer activity; 2 iron, 2 sulfur cluster binding
Source: RefSeq, a predicted model, not a curated record